This is a messenger RNA of Aureococcus anophagefferens, 960 nucleotides long. RefSeq names its product putative ABC transporter (gene ABC2). The record is from RefSeq and is a predicted model, not a curated record. The annotation marks the transcript as partial. Lineage: Eukaryota; Pelagophyceae; Pelagomonadales; Pelagomonadaceae. The transcript has a single exon. Gene Ontology annotation, molecular function: ATP binding; ATP hydrolysis activity.
AUGGCCGACGCGCCCGUGUCGAGCCUCGCGCCCGCGGCGCCGGCGGCGCCGGCGGCGCUCACGUCGCACCCGCAGCUCGCGAAGACGCUCGCGUUCGCGAAGGCGCUCGAGCCCCAAAAAACUUUGGAGACGACGACGACGCCGCUCCUCGCCGGGGCGCUCCCGGACGACGACGAGGUCUACGGCGCCCUCGACGACGACGUGCCGCCCGUGUCCGUGGUGCUGCGCGACGUGACGUGCACGCGGAGGAACGGCGCGGCGACGCUGCGCCGCGUGUCGUGCGCGUUCCACCCGGGCGCGGCGACGGCGGUCUUGGGGCCGAGCGGCGCGGGGAAGACGACGCUCCUGGAGACCCUCUGCGGCCGCGUCGACGGCGACGUCGCCGGCGACGUCGACGUCAACGGCCGGCCGCUCGACGCGGAGCGGUUCAAGCUGCUGGCGACGCUGACGCCGCAGGCGGACGCGCUCAUCCCGGAGCUGACGCCGCGCCAGACGCUCCACUACACGGCGCGGCUGCGCUGCGGGUCCUGCGCGAGCCGCCACGAGCGGCUCCAGCGCGCCGAGGACGUCCUCGUGGCGCUGGAUCUGGGCUCCUGCGCGGACGUCGCCGUCGGCGGCCGGGGCAGGCUCGGCGUCUCCGGCGGCCAGCGGAAGCGCGUGUCCAUCGGCAUGGACCUGCUGGCGUCGCGGCCCGUCAUGAUUCUGGACGAGCCGACGACGGGCCUCGACGCGGAGGCGGCGUGUCGCGUGGCUUCCCUGCUGCGGUCGCUGGGCUUCAACGGCGGGCGGACGGUGCUCUGCACGAUCCACCAGCCCCAGUGGGCCGUGCUCGCCGCCUUCCCGCGAACGUUAGCCCUCUGCGACGGGCGCGUCGCCUUCGAGGGGCCGCCCGCGUCCCUCGCGCCGUUUCUGAGGUCCGCGGGGCGUCCCGUCCCGGAGGCCGAGAACCCCGCGGACUUC